AUGGAACAGAAGGCUGCAAGAUUCUCCAGCCUGAAGAUUUCCCUCAAAAAGAGCCAAUGUCUCAUUGCCACUGUUGUAGCUGUUAUUUUAGGGACUGUACUGGGAGUACUGGUGCGAGAAUACAGCUCCUUGUCCCGGGUUCACAAGCACUACUUUGGCUUCCCGGGAGAGCUCCUGAUGCGGAUGCUCAAGUUGAUCGUUCUGCCGCUUAUCGUUUCCAGCAUCAUAACAGGCGUGGCAGCCCUGAAUUCGGACAUGUCUGGACGCAUUGGUUUACGUGUGGUAAUAUACUAUCUGUCAACAACUGUCAUCGCUGCAUCCCUGGGGAUUAUAUUAGUGAUAGCAGUCAAGCCUGGAGUCUCCCCUGGUGCUGACAGCACUCACUGGACUGGGUUGACAGCAGACAUCUCCACACUGGAUACCAUGCUGGACCUUCUCAGGAAUAUGAUUCCUGAGAACCUAGUUCAGGCCUGCUUUGAACAGUACAAGACACAAAGGAAAGGAAGAACUCCUCUGAGUGCACCUGACUCUAACUUGGCACACACAGCUGUGCCCAUCUCCAUAACAACGCUCUCCCCACAGAAUAUGACCAAAGAGGACAUAUUAAUGGGGUCAUACUCUGAUGGGGUCAAUAUUUUGGGCCUCAUUGUCUUCUGCCUGGUCUUCGGACUGAUCAUCGGACAGAUGGGAGAGAAAGGGCGGAUUCUGGUGGAGUUCUUUGAUGCUUUAAAUGAAGCCACCAUGAAAAUAGUUCAGAUCAUCAUGUGGUACAUGCCUUUUGGGAUACUGUUCCUCAUUGCUGCCAGAAUCUUGGAGGUGCAGGACUGGGGAAUCUUCCGGAAGCUGGGGAUCUUCAUUGUGACUGUACUGAGUGGACUAGCAGUCCACUCAACCAUCCUUCUUCCUCUACUGUAUGUGGCUGUCGUGAGAAAGAAUCCCUUCACUUUUGCAUGGGGAAUGGCAGAGGCCCUAAUGACAGCCUUUGUGAUCUCCUCCAGCUCGGCCACGCUGCCCGUGACCUUCCGAUGUGCGGAGGAGAACAAUAGGAUUGACAAGAGGAUCACGCGCUUCAUGCUGCCAGUGGGAGCCACCGUCAACAUGGACGGCACAGCCCUUUAUGAAGGCGUGGCAGCCGUAUUCGUUGCUCAGCUGAACAAUAAUUCCCUGGAUAUAGGCCAGAUUGUUACCAUCAGCUUAACAGCGACCCUGGGCAGCAUUGGGGCAGCAGGUAUCCCCAGCGCGGGCGCAGUGACCACCGUACUCGUCCUGUCUGCUGUGGGCUUGCCAGUGCACGAUAUCCCCCUCCUCAUUGCAGUGGACUGGCUUUUAGAUCGUUUUCGCACCAUGGUGAACGUGCUGGGGGAUGCCUUUGGAGCUGGAAUAGUCCAGAAGCUUUGCGAGAAGGAGCUGGUUCGAACGGUCACAGUGCGUGAGUUGGAUGCCGCAAGCUCGCUGAGCCUGGAGACGACACUGGGCGCAGGUGACUUCGAAGAGAACUCCUACGUCAGGGGGAUAUUCACCGAUGACAACAAUGACAGCGAACUCUUUAGCUCUUCUCAGUGCUAG
Messenger RNA from Scleropages formosus (Asian bonytongue), 1566 nucleotides. RefSeq names its product excitatory amino acid transporter 3-like. Gene Ontology annotation, molecular function: glutamate:sodium symporter activity; L-cysteine transmembrane transporter activity; L-glutamate transmembrane transporter activity. NCBI's taxonomy places the organism in Eukaryota, Metazoa, Chordata, Actinopteri, Osteoglossiformes, Osteoglossidae. Gene Ontology annotation, cellular component: plasma membrane. The record is from RefSeq and is a predicted model, not a curated record. Bases 1 to 1566 code for a protein of 521 amino acids. The transcript is spliced from 12 exons. Gene Ontology annotation, biological process: L-glutamate transmembrane transport.